Molecule: messenger RNA, 1158 nt
Organism: Ipomoea nil (Japanese morning glory)
Lineage: Eukaryota; Viridiplantae; Streptophyta; Magnoliopsida; Solanales; Convolvulaceae
Product: anthocyanidin reductase ((2S)-flavan-3-ol-forming)-like
Exons: 4
Coding region: 51-1064 (337 amino acids)
Molecular function (GO): oxidoreductase activity, acting on the CH-OH group of donors, NAD or NADP as acceptor
Source: RefSeq, a predicted model, not a curated record
UAGUGCGCAACUGAAAUUAAAGACACCAUACAUACUGUUCUGAUCGAGAAAUGGGGGAGAGUAGCGUAAGGGUUUGUGUUCUGGGCGGUGCUGGUUAUGUGGGUUCUUCAUUGGUGAAGAAGCUUGUAGAGGAAGGCUACACUGUUCAUGCAACCCUCAGGAACUUGAGUGAGGAGUCGAAGGUGGGGUUGCUUAAGAGUUUCGCCGUGGGUGCAGAGGAGAGAUUGAAGUUGUUCGAAGCUGAUCUUUUCGUGAGUAAAGCAGAAAAGGUUGAAGAGGCAAUCCGUGGGUGUGAAUUUGUGUUCCUGGUGGCGUCGCCGUUGCCGCAUGGUGAAAGGUUGAGUGUGGAUGCAAUAGUGGAGGCAGGAAAGAAGAUCACAAAUGCUUGCAUUAGAUGCGGAGGCGUGCGGCGGCUCAUCUUCACCGCCUCCAUCUCUUCUGCUUCGCCGUUGGAAGAAGACGGUGGUUACAAGGGCGUCCUAGACGAAACAUGCUGGACUCCUCUGCCUCUUUCUGUCUCUCAUCCCAGUGAUCCUAGCGCAAUGGAUUACAUAGUAAGCAAGACACUGGCAGAGAAAGGAGUGUUGGAAAGUAAUGAUGAUGGAUUAGAAGUGGUGAGCUUAGGAUUGGGGGUUGUGGGAGGAGAUACGUGUUUAUGGUACUGUCCGCUGUCUACGUCGCUGCUCUUCUCACAACUCACCGGCGACAAGGUGACACGAGAGGCACUCAAAUUUAUAGAGGAUUUGAUGGGGAAAAUUCCCAUUGUACACAUUGAGGAUGUAUGCGAUGCUCAUAUCUUCGCCAUCAAAGCCGCCGCAAAUAUGUCUGGCCGUUUCCUUCUUGCCAAUUCUUACCUUUCCAUUGGAGAAAUCGCUACCUAUUUGCGACACAAUUAUCCUCAAUUUCAUGUCAACCAACACCAAGAUUACGUGGUGGAUGAUCCUAAGCGACAAAUAGUGUUGAAUUACGAAAAGCUUCUUCACAAGGGUUUCACAUACAAAAAAUCUUCCAAUGAUGCAAUACAUGAUUCUAUUACCUGCGGGAAGAGAUUUGGACAUCUCUAAGCAGCCAAACCAAAACAUACCUAUAUAUAAAGCGUCCGACUAUAUUUAAAGAUAUAUGUUAUUUUAAAACAAUACUAGUACUUAUUUGUGUGUA